AUGUCUGAAUCACUACAACGACAAAAAAUAAUAUUAAACCAUUUCCCAGACGACGAAAUAGAAUUCUUUGCAACAGACGAACUUGUCACAGUAGAGCCUCUCGAGAUUAUCGAAGGGUUUGAUUUGCUUAACAAGAGAAGUUAUGGUCCAUUUCGACCGGGCAAACGCGACCAAGUACCGCUUUGGGUCGCGUUAAAGUGGUUUCAACGUCGAAAAGUCAAAAAGAUUAUUGUACCUACAUGGAUGUCACCUGAAAAUCUGGAACUUGCUCUCCUUGACGAACGAACAGAACCAGAAAAAUUCACCAGUCGAUUGCCUUUGCAUUGGCAUCAAGUGUAUAAGUUACUCCGGGAAAGUGAAGUGAAAUUACACGAUGAUGAAAAGACAGAAGAGAAAAUUAAAACCCUUGUCUCGGAAAUACUAGCUAAUCGUAAAGAGAAAAUGAAGGCUGAGGUUGUAUCAUUGAAACCGGGACAUAUGAUAUCUAAUAUCGGGCUCACAGAAAUAAAUAUCUUUCGGGAAGCAUUUGCUCAUGUGUAUAAAGUCUUUGAUGCAAGAAUUGAGUAA
Molecule: messenger RNA, 567 nt
Organism: Ambispora gerdemannii
Lineage: Eukaryota; Fungi; Glomeromycota; Glomeromycetes; Archaeosporales; Ambisporaceae
Source: the annotation of a GenBank genome assembly